Rattus rattus (black rat) is the source of this 600-nucleotide messenger RNA. Its product is annotated as 40S ribosomal protein S9-like. Gene Ontology annotation, cellular component: cytosolic small ribosomal subunit. The record is from RefSeq and is a predicted model, not a curated record. Lineage: Eukaryota; Metazoa; Chordata; Mammalia; Rodentia; Muridae. Gene Ontology annotation, molecular function: structural constituent of ribosome; rRNA binding. Gene Ontology annotation, biological process: positive regulation of translational fidelity.
AUGCCGGUCGCUAGAAGGUUACAAAACUUACGGAGACCCUUUGAAAAGUCAUACCUCAACCAGGAGCUUAAGCUGUUCUGAGAGCGUAGGUUCGGGAACAGAACUUUCUGUGAGGUGUGGAGGGUCAAAUUUACCCUGACCAAGAUUCGCAAAGCCUUCUGGGAGCUGCUGCUGCUGCUGCUGCAGCUGAACGAAAAGGACCCACGGGAUCUUUUUGAAGACAACCUUCUGCUGAGGCAACUUGUUCACACUGGGUUGCUGGGCAAAGGCAAGAUCAAGCCAAGACGAAGCUGGUUUACAUCUUGGGCCUUCGGGUUGAGGAUUUAUUUCUCGGAGAAGCAGCUGCAGACCCAGGUCUUCGAGCUGGUCCUGGACAAAUCUAUUCGCCGUGCCUGUGUGCUCCUCUGCCACUGUCAUAUCAGGAUCGGAAAGCAGGUGGUGGACAUCGCAUUCUUCUUUGUUGGUCUGGACUCCCGGAAGCACACUGACUUCUUUUGCCAUUGUGUUAAUGGUUGUGGCCACCCAGGUAGUGUGAAGAGGAAGAAUGCCAAAAAGGGCCGGGGUGGUGCUGGAGCUGGUGAUGAUGAGGAAGAGGAUUAA